UGGAUAACAGUCAAAUCUCCUCCUUCGAAAAGGAAGCUCGUACCGUUCGGUGUAAACUACCGAAUGUACACAGUUCAUUAUUGAAAGUACGAAUUUUCUGACAGGGAAACCGUGUGGCGAUGGACGUGGGAGCAUAAAAGAUGCCAGUGCCUACCAGUCGGACGUAGAAGAUGUUCAACCUGAGCGGUUUGUACUUCGUUUUCUACUGGCACAUCCGCUCGUUGAUCAAGUGGGUGCUCCGGAAGACGACGAAACUAUGCGAGCUGCAGAGGAUAUGCUACGGCAAGCAGGUCGGCUGUCCGAGGUCGUCGGCCGUCGAAUUCUCCCUCUUCUCAUCCAAGUCCGAGCACAUCAAAAACAUGAUCAAAGUGCUGAACGAUUCAGCGGCGAACAGGCAGUUGGGGGGUCGUAACCAGAAACUGAUCCUGGAACGUUCAGUGAAGACUGUGAUCAUAGUCAAGAAGAUCAACCCUGACGUGCACAGGCAGUUCGUCAAAUCAUUUACAAGGUGUUUGGAGCAUAUAUGGGGCUACAAACAACUCUACGCGGAAGUCGAAGAGCUCAGGCUCACCCAAUACGACUCGUCUUGCCCAGAACACGAGGAGAAACUGCAACGGCUUUGGACGGCCCUUUGCCCGGAGACCCCUCUCGAAGCCAGGAUAACAAAACAAUGGCAAGACAUUGGUUUCCAAGGUGACGAUCCGAAGACCGACUUCAGAGGCAUGGGCCUCCUCGGACUGGAAAACCUGCUGUUCUUCGCCGAAGAAUAUUCCAACGCUGCAAAGCACGUCUUGUUACACUCCCUUCACCCCAAGUAUGGCUACGCCUUCGCCAUAGUAGGGAUCAACCUCACCAGUCUUGCAUACCACAUAUUGAAAGACGGAGCGGCUAAAACGCACAUAUACAACAUUGCCAAGUCGAUGCCGUCGAUGAGGGUGUUCCAUCAGUUUUACUGCUACUUAUUCUACGAGUUCGACAGAUUCUGGAUCGAGGCAAAGCCUCAGGACGUUAUGCAGUUCAGCUUCAUUAAGGAUCAGUUCGAGGAAAGCAUAAGACGUCUUCUGGAGAACCCGAUGACAACUUUCAACAUAAACUUUGUCGUCAACACGGUUUAGCGUAGCUGUACCGUCUACUCAAGUGCAAUUAACGUUUUUUGUUUUUUUUCUGUUGUAUUUAAAAAUACCAUAUAUUACUAUAAUGUGAUAAUUUGUUUCUACUUCUUCUGCACUGAGACUUUAUUCUCACUGAGCUCAAUGCAGACUUUGUGUUCAAUCUAUUUACCAAUAUAUCUUAUCUAAGACUA
Molecule: messenger RNA, 1303 nt
Organism: Cimex lectularius (bed bug)
Lineage: Eukaryota; Metazoa; Arthropoda; Insecta; Hemiptera; Cimicidae
Product: ELMO domain-containing protein 2
Exons: 1
Coding region: 171-1115 (314 amino acids)
Molecular function (GO): GTPase activator activity
Source: RefSeq, a predicted model, not a curated record